Molecule: messenger RNA, 922 nt
Organism: Diatraea saccharalis (sugarcane borer)
Lineage: Eukaryota; Metazoa; Arthropoda; Insecta; Lepidoptera; Crambidae
Source: the annotation of a GenBank genome assembly
UAUUGUGUUGUUUAUAGUAUCUGAUUCUAAAUAAAUUAUUGUUACUGCAAAAGCAAACGUUUAAAGUUUUAAAGUUCUGUUUGGCAAAAGCUACAAUGAUUGCUAGCGCACGUAUGGCGCGCCUUGCACGUGAAAUAAAAAACUUUGAAACAAAACCGCCAUGGGGUAUAACAUGUUAUCCAGAGAAAGAAGAUUGUUAUGAUAUCUUAUCAGUGCAAUUACUGGGUCCAAAAGGCUCCCCUUACGAGAAGGGUACGUUCAAAUUGACCGUCAACAUUCCAGAAAAAUACCCUUUCGAACCGCCGCUGGUGAAAUUCGUUACUCCUGUUUAUCAUCCCAAUAUAGACAAAGGUGGUCGUAUAUGUAUGGAUAUGCUAAAAAUGCCACCAAAAGGAGGUUGGCUUCCAACAAUAACUCUGGAGACACUCCUUGUGUCAUUGCAGACUCUCCUCUCCAAUCCCAACCCUGAUGAUCCACUCAUGAUGGAUGUCGCAAAUGAAUACAAGUAUGAAAAUGAAAAAUUUAAGGAACAAGCAAGAAGACACACUGAAAAACAUGCGCUUGGAACAGUAUAGACAUCAUAUUAAUAAAGAAGUCUGAAUGAUUUUAUAUAUGUACAUUUGAAAAAUAAAUUUUAUUAUUAUAUCUGAUCAAAGCAUUCACAAUGCUAUACUGAAAUCUUAUUCUAUUUUUGAUAGUUGAUUUGUAUCUCAGUUACUCUUAGCUUCAGGAUAGUGUAACUUUCUAGCUAUAGGAUACAUCUUAGCGAUGUUAUGGUGAUAUUUCAUUUCAUUACUUCAACAUGUAUUUAUAGUAGUUACAUUAAUAAACCAGUUACGCUGCUAUCAAUUUCAUAAUAAUUCUAUAUAAUUUGUUUGUUGUUGUUAAAGUACAUGUCGAAGUAAUAAAUAAAAACAAAAUC